ACCGACAACCAGUUUGGUGGCCAGCUGAUUGGUGUUUACUCGGAAAACCGCGUCCCCUUUGCAGAAAACUUUGAAUUAGAAAAUAAAAUACACGUCUAGCUAGCCACGGAAAAUGAGCCCUACUUCGCUAUAAAUAAGCAAUCUUUCACUUAUGUCUACUGUAAACAGGUCCUGCCCCCCAGCCUUCUCUGAAGCGGUCCCUGUAGCAGCCUUCACACAACACACGUACACACACCUGGGCCUCUGGACGAGGAUGACAAUGGAAGAGAUGAAGAAUGAAGCGGAGAUGACCUCGAUGGUUUCCAUGACACUCUACACUGUGAUGUACCCCGUCUUCAACGAGUUGGAGAGAGUGAACCUGUCGGCAGCACAGACCCUGAGGGCUGCAUUUAUAAAGGCUGAGAAGGAGAACCCAGGGCUGACCCAGGACAUCAUCAUGAAGAUCCUGGAGAAGAAAAACGUGGAGGUCAACUUCAUCGAGUCACUACUACGCAUGGCUGCAGGCGAUGUGGAAGAGUUCAUGAUUGACAGGCCUGAGCAGGAGUUCCAGGACUUGAAUGACAAGGCCCGGGCACUCAAACACAUCCUCAGCAAGAUCCCGGAUGAAAUCAACGACAGAGUACGCUUCUUACAGACCAUCAAAGAUAUCGCCAGCGCCAUAAAGGAACUCCUGGACACGGUCAACACUGUCUUCCGAAAAUACCAGUACCAGAACCGAAGGGCACUGGAACACCAAAAGAAAGAGUUCGUGAAAUACUCCAAGAGCUUCAGCGACACACUUAAAACUUACUUCAAAGAUGGAAAGGCGAUAAACGUGUUUGUCAGCGCCAACAGGCUCAUCCACCAAACCAACCUAAUACUCCAGACCUUCAAGACCGUGACAUAGACUGGGGUUAACCACACCAACCCAGGCUUUUAUCAGAGGACAGGAAACCCUUUGUACACAUAAUGUUCAGAUUCUGUUUCUGGGACUGUAUCAUUUAUAAAUCAAGAGGGAGAUAAUUUAGAGUUGCAGGUGGCCAGAUCAUAAUUAAAUUGCCAGAGAUUUUUUUUUCUCAUUUUUUUUUCUCACCAGGAUCAUGCUAUCUCCACAGAGCAUGUCAUGCUAUCUCCACAGAGCAUGUCAUGCUAUCUCCACAGAGUAUGUCAUGCUAUCUCCACAGAGUAUCUUAUGUCAUGCUAUCUCCACAGAGUAUCUUAUGUUAAAGAUCCUCUCAUUUCUUUCAUUUGCUCUCUCACUUUGUCCAUGUGGAAUUACCGUGGCCACGGAGCCAUUCCUUAAUGGAUGCUCAAUGGUUCAUACGGGGGAUGGUUUCUGUAUUUUGAAAGUUACAUAUCUUGAAAACUUGAUUGCUGUUGCUAUGUCAACAAGGGACUAAUGAAACCAAAAUAUUUUUUGGGGUGGAGUUGUCCUUUAAACCAGGUGUAAAUACAGGCACUUCUGUUGUUUUUACAUUCUCUACUUGAACAAUGAGACAUGAUGAUGAUGAUUAUGAUGAUGAUGAUUAUGAUGAUGGUGCAAGUUGUAUAUUUAACAGCUGUUUGGUUGCAAAAUGUUAAAAUAAAUAGUUUAAACAUUUUGGAAAGUU
Oncorhynchus keta (chum salmon) is the source of this 1589-nucleotide messenger RNA. RefSeq names its product programmed cell death protein 10-like. NCBI's taxonomy places the organism in Eukaryota, Metazoa, Chordata, Actinopteri, Salmoniformes, Salmonidae. Gene Ontology annotation, biological process: regulation of Golgi organization; positive regulation of MAP kinase activity. The transcript is spliced from 8 exons. Gene Ontology annotation, molecular function: protein kinase binding. Bases 152 to 886 code for a protein of 244 amino acids. Gene Ontology annotation, cellular component: FAR/SIP/STRIPAK complex; Golgi apparatus. The record is from RefSeq and is a predicted model, not a curated record.